AUGUCUGGUAUCGACGUUGAGGCGUUACUUGAUUCAACUGCGGACCCAGGACCCGAUACCUCCAAAUCCGUGGAAACGUCGGAUCUGAGAGACAACGAAGUCGAAAAGAAAAAGGACCGUGAUGGACGCCGUGACCGAGAUGGCUCCCGGGACCGCGAUAGGGAUAGGGAUCGUAGACGCCGAGACCGUAGCCGAGACCGACGCCGCGAGAGGGAUGCCGAUGGAGACGAAGAGAUGAAGAGCCCAAAAAGCGAUCGCGCAAGUGCUAACGGGAGCCAUAGAAGCCGAAAGAGAAGUAGAAGCCGUGAUAGCGAGAGGAAACGCUCUCGCCGCGACCGCGACCGUGACCGUGACCGUGACGACGCCUACCGCUCGUCCGGUGGCGGCGGAGAUUUCUACAGAGGCGGUGGCCGGACUAGAUCCCGUUCCCGAUCUCCGCUCGAUGAUAGAUACUAUAGACCAACUGGCCGGGCACGCCGUGACGGGGGUGAUCGGGACGAUGAAAAGCGUCGCUCCCGGCGGGAUAGGGACAGCCGUCGACGUUCUCCUAGCAAGACGCCCGAGCCCCAACUGACUGAAGAUGAACGCGACAGGCGCACCGUAUUUGUUCAGCAGCUUGCUGCUCGCCUAAGAACGAAAGAGCUUAUUGCCUUCUUUGAAAAGGUUGGCCCUGUAAAGGAGGCCCAGAUUGUGAAGGACAGAGUUAGUGGGAGAUCCAAAGGGUAA
This is a messenger RNA of Trichophyton rubrum CBS 118892, 726 nucleotides long. RefSeq lists its product as uncharacterized. The record is from RefSeq and is a predicted model, not a curated record. Gene Ontology annotation, cellular component: nucleus. The coding region runs from base 1 to 726 and encodes 241 amino acids. Lineage: Eukaryota; Fungi; Ascomycota; Eurotiomycetes; Onygenales; Arthrodermataceae. Gene Ontology annotation, biological process: mRNA processing. The transcript has a single exon. Gene Ontology annotation, molecular function: RNA binding.